UCUUCUUACUCAUAGUCUCUCGUCCUCAAGUCUCUCAGCUACCUCUGCUGUUCACCGCCUUUCACUUCAAAAUCGAAAAUUUUGAGUUUUUUGCCUUAUGGGUAUUUGAGGUUUUCUCUUUCUCUCCUUCCUUUUUGUCCAUUUGUGUGCUUUCUUUCAUAUCCCAGUUGCAUUUUUCUCUUUCUUUCCCGGAAAGUGAAAGGGAAAACUUGACAAUAAAAUGGUGAAAUCGGCUUCGUCGCCGUCUUCCUCUCCGGUGACCAUUACGGUGUCGUCCGGAGGAAAAGUGGGAGGGAUCAGAAGCAUGGGGUUAACCAGUCCGGUACCGCGUGCUUCGGUCUCGAACAACCCCAAUUCGCCUCUCAGUAGCCGAGCAAACCGACGGCUUUCGAGCGGCGGAAUGUACAGUUCGAUGUCAAAGGACGAGACCACCACGGAGGAGGUGAACUCGGAGUAUGUGAGUUACACAGUGCAUAUGCCUCCCACCCCUGAUCACCAGCCCAUGUCAGCCUCUCAGACGAGUCUCACCGGAGAUGGAAAGAGUGCUGAAAAGCCCGAGAGGAGCUUCAUUUCGGGUACUAUUUUUACCGGCGGGUACAAUUCGGUGACCCGUGGGCAUGUGAUUGAGUGCUCGACGGACGGGGCUGAGCCGGUGGUGAAACCAGGACUAAUUUGUGGGAUGAAGGGUUGUGACGAGAAGGCGAUUCAAGGGAAGGAAUCAAAGCGGGGUUUGUGUGAAUGCGGGUUCAAGAUUUGCCGGGAUUGUUACUUGGAUUGUGUGGGAAGUGGAGGAGGGAGGUGUCCUGGCUGCAAAGAGCCUUAUAAGGAUGCCAGCGAUGACGAAGAAGAAGAAGAUGAGGACGAUGAGCCCGGGUCUGAAGCAGAGGACCAGGCCUUGCCAUUACCUUCUAUGGCCGAGUUCAAGCUUGACAAGCGGCUUUCCCUUGUGAAAUCGUUUAAGGCACAACAAAACCAUCCGCCGGAUUUCGAUCAUGCCCGGUGGCUGUUUGAGACAAAGGGGACGUACGGGUAUGGGAACGCGGUGUGGCCUAAAGAUGAGUACGGGUUCGGAUCUGGGGCUAAUGGGUUUGAACACCCUCCGGACUUUGGAGAGAGAAGCAGGAGGCCUUUGACAAGGAAAGUUGGGAUUUCUGCUGCAAUUCUCAGUCCAUACAGAUUACUUAUUCUCCUACGUCUUGUCGCCCUCGGAUUCUUUCUUACAUGGAGGAUUCGACACCCUAACCACGAUGCAAUGUGGUUGUGGGGAAUGUCCACUGUGUGUGAACUCUGGUUUGCUUUUUCAUGGCUUCUGGAUCAGCUCCCUAAGCUCUGCCCUGUAAACAGAGUCACUGACCUCUCUGUUCUUAAAGAACGAUUCGAAUCCCCGAACCUUCGCAACCCCAAAGGGCGGUCUGACCUUCCAGGAAUUGAUAUAUUUGUUUCUACAGCGGACCCUGAAAAAGAGCCCCCUCUUGUCACGGCAAACACCAUUCUUUCCAUACUUGCCGUUGAUUAUCCAGUGGAAAAGCUCGCGUGUUACUUGUCGGAUGAUGGUGGAGCUCUGCUGACAUUUGAAGCACUUGCUGAGACUGCCAGCUUUGCAAGAAUUUGGGUUCCUUUUUGUCGUAAACACGGGAUACAACCGAGGAAUCCUGAGGCGUAUUUUGGGCAGAAGCGAGAUUUUCUCAAGAACAAAGUACGACUUGAUUUCGUAAGGGAGAGGAGGCGGGUGAAGAGAGAGUAUGAUGAAUUCAAGGUGAGAAUAAACUCCUUGCCGGAGUCUAUAAGACGAAGAUCUGAUGCUUACAAUGCUCACGAAGAGCUCCGAGCAAAGAAGAAACAGAUGGAAAUGGGGGGCAAUCUUUCUGAACCCGUUAAUGUUUCUAAGGCUAUUUGGAUGUCGGAUGGUUCUCAUUGGGCUGGAACAUGGGCUUCAGCAGAGACAGAACACUCGAGAGGGGAUCAUGCUGGUGUUAUUCAGGCAAUGCUAGCUCCACCAAGUGCAGAACCGGUUUAUGGUGCUGAAGCAGAUGGGGAGAAUUUGAUUGACACAACUGAAGUUGAUAUUAGAUUGCCGAUGCUGGUUUAUGUGUCCCGUGAGAAGAGGCCGGGUUAUGAUCACAACAAGAAAGCUGGAGCCAUGAAUGCACUUGUGCGAACCAGUGCAAUCAUGUCAAAUGGCCCAUUCAUUCUUAAUCUUGACUGUGAUCACUACAUUUACAACUCCUUCGCUCUCAGGGAAGGAAUGUGCUUUAUGCUUGAUAGGGGAGGUGAUAGGAUCUGUUACGUUCAAUUCCCACAAAGGUUUGAGGGCAUUGAUCCAAAUGACCGGUAUGCAAAUCACAAUACAGUGUUCUUUGAUGUAAGCAUGAGAGCUCUGGAUGGUAUACAGGGUCCAAUGUAUGUAGGGACAGGCUGCAUUUUCAGAAGAACUGCACUUUAUGGGUUUAGUCCUCCUAGAGCCACAGAGCACCACGGGUGGUUUGGUAGAAGGAAAAUUAAGUUGUUUUUAAGGAAGGCCAAGGUGGCAAAGAAGGAAGAGGAUGAGAUAGCUUUGCCCAUCAAUGAGGAUUACAAUGAUGGUGAUGAAGAUGCAGAUAUUGAGUCCUUGCUUCUUCCGAAAAGGUUUGGUAACUCUAAUUCUCUGGCUGCAUCUAUCCCAGUAGCAGAAUACCAGGGAAGGUUGCUUCAAGAUUUACAAGGAAAAGGCAAGCAAGGCAGGCCAGCCGGUUCUCUUGCCGUGCCUCGUGAACCUUUAGAUGCUGCAACUGUGGCAGAGGCGAUAAGUGUAAUUUCUUGCUUCUAUGAGGACAAAACUGAGUGGGGAAAAAGGGUAGGAUGGAUAUAUGGUUCUGUAACAGAAGAUGUGGUAACUGGUUAUAGAAUGCACAAUAGAGGGUGGAGAUCAGUGUACUGUGUCACCAAACGGGAUGCAUUUAGAGGGACAGCUCCUAUUAAUCUGACAGACAGGCUACACCAAGUGCUUCGAUGGGCAACAGGGUCUGUUGAGAUUUUCUUCUCAAGAAACAAUGCAUUAUUCGCGAGUCCGCGAAUGAAGUUCUUGCAGAGGGUUGCAUAUUUCAAUGUGGGAAUGUACCCUUUCACAUCCUUGUUUCUCAUAGUCUAUUGCUUUUUGCCUGCAGUUUCUCUAUUUUCUGGGCAGUUCAUAGUCCAAUCCCUCAGUGUGACCUUUCUAGUGUUCUUGUUGGCCAUCACCCUCACUUUGUGCAUGCUUGCAAUUCUUGAAAUCAAAUGGUCAGGUAUCACUCUCCAUGAUUGGUGGCGAAAUGAACAGUUUUGGUUGAUCGGCGGAACAAGUGCCCAUCCUGCUGCCGUGCUACAAGGAUUGUUGAAGGUUAUAGCAGGAGUUGACAUCUCAUUCACAUUGACCUCUAAGGCCAACACUCCUGAAGAGGGAGAUGACGAAUUUGCAGAUCUAUAUGAGGUUAAGUGGAGCUUCUUAAUGAUCCCUCCAAUCACAAUCAUAAUGGUGAACAUGAUUGCAAUUGCUGUUGGAGCAGCCAGGACAAUGUACAGCCCGUUCCCUCAGUGGAGCAAGCUCCUUGGAGGGGUGUUCUUCAGCUUCUGGGUGUUGUGCCAUCUCUAUCCAUUUGCAAAGGGGUUGAUGGGAAGGAGGGGAAGGGUUCCGACCAUUGUCUUUGUCUGGUCUGGAUUGCUCUCCAUCAUUAUUUCUUUGCUUUGGGUGUAUAUUAGCCCUCCCUCUGCCACACAGGAUUACAUGAAGUUCGAUUUUCCUUGAAUGUCCCUUGGCAGCUGUAAAUUCAGUUACAGCCAACAGAAAUGAAGUUCCUCAGCUUCAUGUUGUAGUUACUAGUUUUGUUGUUUUCACAUUGAAUUGUAUUGGCUUGCACUCUGAAUUAUUGUUAUUAUUAUUUUUUGUUUACUACUCCUUUGUAGUUUUGAA
Molecule: messenger RNA, 3925 nt
Organism: Alnus glutinosa
Lineage: Eukaryota; Viridiplantae; Streptophyta; Magnoliopsida; Fagales; Betulaceae
Product: cellulose synthase-like protein D5
Exons: 3
Coding region: 221-3760 (1179 amino acids)
Biological process (GO): cellulose biosynthetic process; plant-type primary cell wall biogenesis
Cellular component (GO): trans-Golgi network; plasma membrane
Molecular function (GO): cellulose synthase (UDP-forming) activity; mannan synthase activity
Source: RefSeq, a predicted model, not a curated record